AUGAAACGAAGAGAGCGGAGCUGGAUGUAUGAUAGAUUGGAUGGGCGUUCUAUUAAGCCUGAGUUCUUGAAAGGGGUAGAGGAAUUCAUACGGUUUUGCGAAGAGCAUCGUGAGACUGCAAAGAUUGAAUAUAGGUGUCCUUGUGUUAAAUGCAAUAACAGACGUUUUCAGGAUCCGGACACAGUAAGAAUUCAUUUGUACAGCAAGGGAUUCACUCCUCGUUAUUGGGAGUGGCUUUGUCAAGGGGAAGGGUUACCUGAAUCCUCAGUAGAAGGCCAGUCAAACGAAUAUCGUGAUAUGGUUAUGGAUGUUGUUGGUCAUAAUUAUGAUCGAUCGAGUACUGAAGCUGCAGAGGAGGAGCCUAACGCUGAAGCAAAGCGUUUUCUUGAUUUGUUGAAGGCGUCUGAACAUCCAUUGUAUGAAGGGAGUUCGAUGUCGGUUUUGGAGGUGGCGGCAAGAAUUACUAGCUUAAAGUGUGAGUACAAUUUGCCGCACAGGUGUGUCGAUGGGUUCGUUUCAUUGUUGACAGAAGUGAUCCCUGGCAGCAGCCGUUUGGGUGAGACAUUCUACGAUGUUAAGAUGGUUGUUAAGGGGUUGGAGCUGCCGCAUGAAAAGAUUCAUGAAUUCCCCAAGGGUUGUAUGUUGUUUUGGAAAGAGGAUGCUGAACUUCCUACUUGUAGAGUGUGUGGAAGUGAUCGAUAUAAUAGAACUUUUAAAGGCAGCUUGGUUCCGAAGAAUGCGCUAUUUUAUUUCCCGAUCACACCUAGGUUGCAAAGGAUGUUUGCAACGAAGAACCUUUCAGAGGAAAUGAGUUGGCAUGCAAAUAAUCCUCGUGUCAAAGGCACGAUGGCACACCCUAGUGACACUGAAACUUGGAGACAGCUUGAUACCUGCUUCCUAGAGUUUGCCUCGGAUCCACGGAAUGUUCGACUAGGGUUGUGUACAGAUGGUUUUGCUCCUCAUGUCCCUAGCCCCAAAAACCCGAAGGGAAAUUUAGAUGUGUACAUGCAACCACUGAUACUAGAGCUGAAACAGUUGUGGGAAGUUGGCGCAAGUACUUAUGAUAUAUCAAAGAAACAAAACUUCAACCUUAGAGCAGCCAUCCUAUGGACCAUUAGUGACUUCCCUGCAUAUGGUAUGUUAUCUGGAUGGUCUACGGAUGGUAAGAAGGCAUGCCCGUACUGCAUGGAAAAAAGCAAGGCAUUUUGGUUGCAGCAUGGGGGAAAAGUUUCGUGGUUUGAUUGUCAUCGUCAAUUUCUUCCUGUAGAUCAUCCUUUCCGAAAAAGUAAAACAACAUUUUGCAAAAACAGAGUUGAAAAAGGCUCACCGCCGCACAUCAUGUCAGGGGUGGAACUUUGGGAAUGUGUGAAAGACCUUCCGAGGGCCACCGAUGGGCCUGAAUCACUACAAGUGUUGAAAAAGGAAAAUAAAGGGUGGUUCAAGCGAAGUUGCUUGUGGGAGCUUCCGUAUUGGAAGCAUUUGCUGAUUCGUAACAACUUAGAUGUCAUGCACAUUGAAAAAAACUUCUUUGAUCAAAUAUUUCACACUGUAAUGGAUGAAACAUAUCAGAAAAUGGUUGAGGAAUCAAGCAGUCAGGAGUCUUCCAAAAGCCAAGAUGAGCUCUACUGGGAGGCAGCAGGCGGGCGUAACAAGAAAGGCCGAGUAAGGGGGCUUGGUCGAGGUGCUGAGUUGUAUUAUCAAUCCCAUUCUCGAGGAUCUGGGUCCUCUCAGCAGUACCAGCCGCCGCCGUCUGUUGUGGCUGAGAUCGAGGUUCGAGUGCAGGCCCAGGUACACGCUCAGUUAGAGGCUCAGUUACAGGCUCGAUUUGAGGCUCAGUUACAGGCUAAAGCCGAGGCUCAGAUGGCGGAACUGGAGCGGAGGAACAAAGAGAUGAUGGACGAGAUGUUGAGUCGCAUGACCGGACUCAACACUCCAUUCACAUGUUCCAAGAUGCCGCCGCAGCCGCGAGACCCUUGGGACGACAACCCCGGUUCUGGGGGCUCUGAUUCUUUUCCCGUCAUGGAGCUUUCUGUUUCUUUUCCCGUACUGUACACAAUUUGA
Messenger RNA from Chenopodium quinoa (quinoa), 2061 nucleotides. RefSeq lists its product as uncharacterized. The record is from RefSeq and is a predicted model, not a curated record. The coding region runs from base 1 to 2061 and encodes 686 amino acids. The transcript has 3 exons. Lineage: Eukaryota; Viridiplantae; Streptophyta; Magnoliopsida; Caryophyllales; Amaranthaceae.